Staurois parvus is the source of this 396-nucleotide messenger RNA. The record is from the annotation of a GenBank genome assembly. NCBI's taxonomy places the organism in Eukaryota, Metazoa, Chordata, Amphibia, Anura, Ranidae.
AAGGCAGAGGAGGUGAACGGAGCCUGGGAUGCCCUAUGCCGUGCAAUACAGAAUAGAGCUAAGAUAUUGACAAAAGUUCACCAGGUCCAUCAGUUUGGUCAUGAUGUUGAUGAAUUGAUAUGCUGGAUGCAGGAGAAGGAGGUUGCUGUAGAUACAGAUGAUUAUGGCUAUGACUUGACUGGAGUGCAGACCCUGCUUAGCCAGCAUGAGGGAAUUGAGAGAGAUCUGCAAGCCAUUAAAAAGGAAAUGGAACAAGUUACCAAACUCGGCCAGCAUGUCAGCCAGAUUCAUCCACCAGUCCAGAAGAAUGUUUCAAAGAGACUGGAAGAAGUGACAAAGUCCUGGGGGAAUCUAGUUCAAAAAUCUCAGCAAAGGAGAGAAAGACUAAACCAAGCA